Molecule: messenger RNA, 11161 nt
Organism: Haliotis rufescens (red abalone)
Lineage: Eukaryota; Metazoa; Mollusca; Gastropoda; Lepetellida; Haliotidae
Exons: 22
Coding region: 8-2755 (915 amino acids)
Source: RefSeq, a predicted model, not a curated record
UCCAACAAUGGCUGGUUGGGAAGGACGCCACUUUCUCGAAUGUGUCACGAUUCUAAUGCUUAUAAUACUCCAAGUAUCUGCGCACAAGCCUCUGUUCAAGGACUUUCCCUCACAUGUGUUGCUUCGACACAUAUCUGUGUCUAGACAUCUUCCAGUCUGUGUCCUCUUCCGUAAACAAGAAAGUGGAUCAAAGCUAGAAAAUAUUUUAUUCACGUUGUGGAAGGACAAAGACUUGUUUCACAGUAUUUCAUCAUGGGAGAUUGGAUCAUUUACGGUAAACAAGGACACAACAGAGGCUGUGCCAGUCCCACCAGUGUUCCCCGGCCUUCGGUGCUAUCUAGGGGAGACAAUCAUGUACGACUAUGAGGGCAAAACAGCAAAAUCAAAACUAUCCAAAUGGUUUCAAGGACUGUUUUCUCGGCACAUGGAGCACCAGCAAGACAUCACAGAGGAGGUGGUGGACAUGGCUGUCAGGACUCACACCUUCACCAUCAUUGCCUUCCCCAACAUGCACAUACACAAACAGGUGGAGGACACAGUACACCAGAUAAGCUAUGACAGUGCAGACCACAUCAAGUCUCUGAUAGUUCAUCCCCACUCAGAGAGAAGGAGAUACAUCCAGGAGAUGUUUGGGGUGACGACUCUGCCAGCAGCUGUUGUGGUGCACAAUCAAGAUGAUGGAUCUGACCCCGUGGUAAAAGUCUUCCCUGAGAUCUCCCUGCGUAGAGACAAAAUGGAGACCUACAUCCAGGCCCGGAGAGUGCCCACCACUCACUUCACAAUGGAGUCCUUCAAUCUGCUAGUCCGGGACACAUCUGCUGAGGGUUAUGUCCCCUUCCUUAUUGGCUUCUACGCCUUCUGGGCACCGAGUGUCAUGACGUUCCUCCGAUUCAUGUCUGUCACUGUGCAGGAGUUUGACGACCUGAGAGUAUCCCUGCGAUUCGGCUUAGUCGACCUGUCGGAACAAAACCUGUUGGUCAACAGAUACAUUGACCCCAUGAAGGCAAGAUCGUUUCCUUUUCUGAUCCUGUUUACGAAAGGUAGAGAGACAGGUGAACUACAACAGACUCUGCUGACUGAGAAGAGACCAAGUCCCCUCACUGUGUACACAGAGCUACUGCAGCUUGGCAUCAACAUCUCCACCUACAGUGGGGAGCCAGUGCUGUACCAGCCAUAUGGUGUGGAGGACCCCCUACAGGUUUCUGGUGUGUUUGGGGGGCCGUAUGGACACAUGUGUUCCCCAGGCUACCAUAACCAGACCGACAAUACACCCAGGAGGAGGCCGGGGAUGAAGAAGAAGAUAAAGGAACUGAAAAAGAAAAGAGACUGGCCCAACAGGCAUAUUUUUGAUGAAAUCGAUGCCACCCUUCCAAAGGAUCAUGGGAUGCCAGUGGUGUCUCACGUGACAUGGAGUCAGGUUGUGGAGAAGUCCCAUGCUCCACGACACCCAUUCCUGCCCGAAGGUAGAUGGGCAGGAGAGUAUACCAAGGCAGCCAUGAUUGUGUUCCUGAUUGAUGGAUGUGGAAGCUGUCGACGCAACAUUGACGUCUUCCAAGAACUGCAUGAAGCAGUGAAGUUUAUAGACGGUGGCUCCUUCUACCUUGCGAACUGUACGCAGGAUCGGCAGUUGUGUGUGGACCAUGGUGUGACAGGCUUCCCCACCAUCAUGGCAUUCCGUGGGUUCGGGUGGCUGGGCCAUGGUCUGUGUGUGUCGCCACAAGCUGAGAGAGAGAUAGCAGAGUCCAUCAGGAUGGACUAUCAUGGUGUCAUACUGGUAAAACAUAUCAUGGAGUGGUUCUCCUCUGUGGCUAGCCCAGCCGUGGACAACCUCAAGUUCAGGCAGCUUCCUCGCAUGGAAGUAGUGGAUGAAGAUGUUCGAUUGACUGCUACUCUCAUGCCGAAGUAUUCCCGCUACCUGCCCAAGUCUAUGCAGACAAGUCCUGACAUGUUUUACUCAUACCAGUGUUAUCGCUUGGCGUGUGAGCGACUGUAUGGCCAGGCUAAGUGCUACACCAUGUACAACAACCAGGUCCCCCCAGAGGAGUACGAGGAGGAGGAUCUGGAUGUGGUGGUGAUCAAGGUGGCUUUAGAGAGGAGCGACGGCAUGAAGGCCAACAUCAUGCAGACUGGACGAUACCUGCGCAACUCCAUCAGCGAGGAGCUGGGCCCACACCUUCACACCUUCCACAAACCUCACAGAUACAACCUUGGAAGCAGUCAGAAGUGUGAGGACAACCACGGCGCCUGUACUGACCUGAUAACGUCCUUCACCCGAGAUCAUGCCCGCCUUCCAGUCACCCACCUCACUGCCAUGUCGUUCCACACCAAGAACAAUCCGCUGUUUGAGGAGGAUCUGCCGAUACUGCUGAGUCUCGUGCAUCAGGACAACAUCACGCAGCAUGCACACUUCAUGCAGAUGUUGAUGGAUGUGGGUACGAGUCUGUAUCAGGAUGUAGCUGUGAUGACUGUGGAUGUGGAUCUGUACCCUGACUGGGUGUCAAGGUUUGUACCAGCAGGGUACCACAAGAAGGCAUCAGUGGAGUCGGACGUGCCUCGCCUGUUUCACUACCCACGCAUCUGUCUGAUCCUCCCCCACGACCACCAUCAUGCAGCCUUUUACCCUCCUGUCGACGACGCUGACAACGUGGGUAGCACCAACCCACACUUCACCUACACAACUGAUGGAUUGUUGGGAUUUGCCAGAAACUUCUUACAAGAUCCUUCAUCCCAUCUUAUACAAACGGAACAUUUUUAAUGGUGUUACAAUUCAAAGUUACAGAGAAACUGUUAUUGGCUUCUCCCUUCCUCUCAGUGAGCUCAGUUUUUUGUUCAUGUAGGUAACAACAUCACUGGGGAUAAGUAAAGGUAUCUGUUACACAAAAAGGAAUGAAAGCAAAAAAAUAAUAAUCUACAUUUAUGAAGUACUUUAAGAUACAAUGAUUCAAACACAGUAUGGAGCAUCCUGUUUACUGUGUGGCAUUGGGUCAACUUUGUCUUGAUGAGGACAUACCACUCUUUUAAUUUGUUUUCUGGAGCAUGAUUUCUUGGUCAACGUGCCAAGGUAGGAGGCUAACAGAAAUUUGUCAGCUUUGAUUGAAGACAAGAUAUAUAUUUGUUUACUAAAAACACAGAGAGAUGUUAUACUGCAUACUGCUGAUAAUUAUUUUUACUUGGAUUUUCACUUGUCUGUAAAACUAAUAAUUAAGUGUGACAUGGCCUAACAUUGAGUUAAUGAUUUUAUGCACAAAAGAUGACAAAAUGUUAUAAUUGAAUCAAAUAUUGGUUAAUGGAAAAUGCUCCAUAUCAAAACAAUUUAUGACCUAGAAGUCCUCACUGAGAGAGAAGGCUGCAGGUAUAGAUUUAAGCUCAUGUCAAUCACUGGAUUGUCUGGUCCUGCCUCUAUUAUUUACAGACUGCUGUCAUAGGCUGGAAUAACGUUGAGUGAAGCGUUCAACAAAAAAGAAAGAAAAAGGGAAAAAAGAUGAUAGGAGAGUAAACACCUGUGUGUCAGUGAGAGGAGUGUUGUGUCUACUGAAGUCUGUGUUGUGUCUGUGUCAUGGUCAUGGGCUUAGAUCACUUUGUGGAAGAGGAAGCAAUGAUGAAAUAUCUACUAGAUUACUGGUAGAAUAUCCCCAGAUAAAGAGCUCUAUUAGUAUGAAUUUUGUGCAAUGUCAUAAGUUUGUAUUUAUUUAUUUAUUGAAGAAGAAAGUACUAGGAAUGUCAAAAGAAGUAAUUAUUGUACCUUUUUGUACAUUUGAAUCAAAACAUUUUGCAUUUACUUUGAUAUAUUUACAUAUAUGCGUACACCUGAGGCAGGUCAGUUAGCAUUGCAUUUUUAUAGGGCCUUUAUUAUUUUAUUUAUCUUUGGAUAAAUGUAUGUUAUGUUCCAAAAUAUAAAAACAAUAGAGAAACAGACUCCUUUCAACUCCUUUUAGUUAAAAUAUUCAAAUAGGAGAAGUCCAAGUUAGCAGGAAGUUUACAGCAUUACAUACAGCAAGCAGUCAGCUGUAACAAAUCCUUGGAAAUGACAGUGAUGUCACAUGUUUUGUUCUGUGAUACAAGCUGUUACCUAUAAAAGGUCCUUGGAAAUAACAACACUGUUACAACAAUGUUACAUGAUAUGUUUUGUGAUACAAGCAGUCAGUUACAAGUCCUUGGAAAUAACAAGAAUGUCACAACAAUGUUGCAUGUAAUGUUUUGUGAUACAAGCUGUUACCAAUAACAAGCCCUCAGAAAUAACAACAAUGUUACAACAAUGUUGCAUGUAAUGUUUUGUGAUACAAGCUGUUACCAAUAACAAGCCCUCAGAAAUAACCACACUGUUACAACAAUGUUGCAUGUAAUGUUUUGUGAUACAAACAGUUAACUGUAACAAGCCCUCAGAAAUAACCACACUGUUACAACAAUGUUGCAUGUAAUGUUUUGUGAUACAAACAGUUAACUGUAACAAGCCCUCAGAAAUAACAACAAUGUUACAACAAUGUUGCAUGUAAUGUUUUGUGAUACAAGCUGUUGCCAAUAACAAGCCCUCAGAAAUAACCACACUGUUACAACAAUGUUGCAUGUAAUGUUUUGUGAUACAAACAGUUAACUGUAACAAGCCCUCAGAAAUAACAACAAUGUUACAACAAUGUUGCAUGUAAUGUUUUGUGAUACAAGCUGUUGCCAAUAACAAGCCCUCAGAAAUAACCACACUGUUACAACAAUGUUGCAUUGACUGUUUUGUGAUACAAACAGUUAACUGUAACAAGCCCUCAGAAAUAACAACAAUGUUACAACAAUGUUGCAUGUAAUGUUUUGUGAUACAAACAGUUAACUGUAACAAGCCCUCAGAAAUAACCACACUGUUACAACAAUGUUGCAUGUAAUGUUUUGUGAUACAAACAGUUAACUGUAACAAGCCCUCAGAAAUAACAACAAUGUUACAACAAUGUUGCAUGUAAUGUUUUGUGAUACAAGCUGUUGCCAAUAACAAGCCCUCAGAAAUAACCACACUGUUACAACAAUGUUGCAUGUAAUGUUUUGUGAUACAAACAGUUAACUGUAACAAGCCCUCAGAAAUAACAACAAUGUUACAACAAUGUUGCAUGUAAUGUUUUGUGAUACAAGCUGUUGCCAAUAACAAGCCCUCAGAAAUAACCACACUGUUACAACAAUGUUGCAUGUAAUGUUUUGUGAUACAAACAGUUAACUGUAACAAGCCCUCAGAAAUAACAACAAUGUUACAACAAUGUUGCAUGUAAUGUUUUGUGAUACAAGCUGUUGCCAAUAACAAGCCCUCAGAAAUAACCACACUGUUACAACAAUGUUGCAUGUAAUGUUUUGUGAUACAAACAGUUAACUGUAACAAGCCCUCAGAAAUAACAACAAUGUUACAACAAUGUUGCAUGUAAUGUUUUGUGAUACAAGCUGUUGCCAAUAACAAGCCCUCAGAAAUAACCACACUGUUACAACAAUGUUGCAUGUAAUGUUUUGUGAUACAAACAGUUAACUGUAACAAGCCCUCAGAAAUAACAACAAUGUUACAACAAUGUUGCAUGUAAUGUUUUGUGAUACAAGCUGUUGCCAAUAACAAGCCCUCAGAAAUAACCACACUGUUACAACAAUGUUGCAUGUAAUGUUUUGUGAUACAAACAGUUAACUGUAACAAGCCCUCAGAAAUAACAACAAUGUUACAACAAUGUUGCAUGUAAUGUUUUGUGAUACAAGCUGUUGCCAAUAACAAGCCCUCAGAAAUAACCACACUGUUACAACAAUGUGGCAUGUAAUGUUUUGUGAUACAAACAGUUAACUGUAACAAGCCCUCAGAAAUAACAACAAUGUUACAACAAUGUUGCAUGUAAUGUUUUGUGAUACAAGCUGUUACCAAUAACAAGCCCUCAGAAAUAACCACACUGUUACAACAAUGUUGCAUGUAAUGUUUUGUGAUACAAACAGUUAACUGUAACAAGCCCUCAGAAAUAACAACAAUGUUACAACAAUGUUGCAUGUAAUGUUUUGUGAUACAAGCUGUUACCAAUAACAAGCCCUCAGAAAUAACCACACUGUUACAACAAUGUUGCAUGUAAUGUUUUGUGAUACAAACAGUUAACUGUAACAAGCCCUCAGAAAAAACAACAAUGUUACAACAAUGUUGCAUGUGAUGUCUGCAAUACAAACAGUUAGCUAUAGAGGUUAUAUUAUUAUUAUUUGUUAUUAUUAUUAUGUAAAUUUGGAAAUUGAUACAUACAGACUAUCAAGGAAAUGAAAGUGUAUUUUGUAAUGUUGGUGUUGGCUCCUUGAUAUGAUUGGUUUUCAAGUUUUGUAUCUCCUAGUUUGUUGGAAGUAGUUUUAAGUAGGUGCUGUUUGAGGAAAGUGAUAGAGCCUACAUAUUUCCUGGUAUGUGUAGCUAGGCACUGCUUCAAAACAAGGACUUGAAAGUUCAUGAUUUCUCUUAAUCAAGUCAAAAAGACCAGAAAAUUAACUCUUUUUGUUUCUUGUUUCAACUGAUCACAUUUCAUUUUAUAUGUGAGGACCGAAAAGCAGUCUCGGGUCUAAGACUAUUUAGUCUCAUGAGGCAUUGUUUUAUUGUCGUGUUUUUCCCCAGUUUUUUUUCACACAGCCAUUGUGGGUAACUCUUCCAACGGUUCCGUAGUAAUUGCAUGCUGCAUACCAUCAUAAAGAGAAAAUUGAUUGUUGCAUCAAAUAUCCCAAACUAGAAGACUAGGCAUAAAACUAUUUUAGUCCCAUCCGGCAUGAAAUAAUAUGUAAGAACCAUGUAAAUUUGUAUGACACCCAUGUGUGGCCUGUACAGCAGAACCUGUUUAGUCUGGACACCUUGUCAAUCUGGACAUGUAAUACUGAAAACAGUAUUGUUUGGAUACCCAUGCUGUUUGUUCAUAAAUACUUGGACCAUGUGGGUCAAUGACCUUCACAUAGUAUAUUGCUUUAAUUUCUUUGUAUUUUGUAACAUUUUCUUAUAUAAAUUUUGUAUUUUAUGCAUUUGUCAGCAGCUGGCUGCUAUUACUUAAUAAUGUAUUAUCUAUUUUGUAUAUUUAAUCUUUCUAAAAAUAUAUUUAUUACAUAUUUAGCAUAUUUAAUCAUUUAGAAAAUUGUCAGAUGUUUGACAUUUUCGCCUUAAGCAAUGUGAAGUUGUUCAUCCUUAAACAUGUUAAAACCACAGACCUGUGCCUUGACGAAUGUGAUGCCUUCUGGUUUCACACAGCUGGUGUUAUAUUUGUGCUCUGAAAAACAAACAAUUAUAUGUCAAGAUAAAUCAAACUGAUAUCUCAUGCUUUGUAUAUUCCUUCCACUAUUUACUUUAUAUAUAAAAUUAAUUGAAAGAAAAAAAAAAAUAUAAGUCAGACUUGAAUAAUUACCGGUACAUUCCAUACUCAAAAUUUUUACAGGGAUGUGUUAUGGAUAACUAGAAGUUGUAUAUACAUAUGACAAAGAGUAUUAUGGAUAACUAGAAGUUGUAUAUACAUAUGACAAGGGGUAUUAUGGAUAACUAGAAGUUGGAUAUACAUAUGACAAGGAGUAUUAUGGAUAACUGGAAGUUGGAUAUACAUAUGACAAGGAGUAUUAUGUAUACAUGUGACAAGGAAUAUUACGGAUAACUAGAAGUUGGAUAUACAUAUGACAAGGAGUAUUAUGGAUAACUAAAAGUUGGAUAUACAUGUGACAAGGAGUAUUAUGGAUAACUAAAAGUUGGAUAUACAUGUGACAAGGAGUAUUAUGGAUAACUAGCAGUUGGAUAUACAUAUGACAAGGAGUAUUAUGGAUAACUAGAAGUUGGAUAUACAUAUGACAAGGAGUAUUAUGGAUAACUGGAAGUUGGAUAUACAUAUGACAAGGAGUAUUAUGUAUACAUGUGACAAGGAAUAUUACGGAUAACUAGAAGUUGGAUAUACAUAUGACAAGGAGUAUUAUGGAUAACUAAAAGUUGGAUAUACAUGUGACAAGGAGUAUUAUGGAUAACUAAAAGUUGGAUAUACAUGUGACAAGGAGUAUUAUGGAUAACUAGCAGUUGGAUAUACAUAUGACAAGGAGUGUUAUGGAUAACUAGAAGUUGGAUAUACAUAUGACAAGGAGUGUUAUGGAUAACUAGAAGUUGGAUAUACAUAAGACAAGGGGUAUUAUGGAUAACUAGCAGUUGGAUAUACAUUUGACAAGGAGUAUUAUUGGUAACUAGAAGUUGUUUAUACAUAUAACAAGGAGUGUUAUGGAUAACUAGAAGUUGGAUAUUCUUUUGACAAGGGGUAUUAUGGAUAACAGCUUCUUUAUUCAUUUGUAUAUACAGGACAUUUUAAGGCGACUUCAUCAGGUGCAAUGUGUAGAUACAAUAACUAAGUUGUUCGCCAUUGUUUUCCUUGUCAUGCAUUUAAAUUUUUUAAUAGUUUUUCCUAAUUUUGUCUCCACUGUUUUUUUUAAAUUCAUUUGCUGAUAAAUACAAAAUAAAUAUCAAAAUCAUCACUUUUGAAAUUUAUAUGUGGAACAUAUUUGCUACAUUGUCAAUGUCAUUAACUCAGAUCUUUUAUACAGAAAGGAUACCUACUGGGCAGAGGGAUCCAGGUGUAGAAGAUCUGAUAUUAAUGAGAUUGGCUACAUUGCUGUAAUAGCCUUCACUUGCAAAGAUCAUAAACACAUUCAACAACAUCAACAUUCCUGUGUAUAGGAAAAGUGUUCAUUAUCCUUGAGUUGAAAGAAGACAUGUCUUGCUUGAAAACAUUUAGCUAAAAAUAGAUCACACUUUCAUGUGAUAUCUAUUCUUGAAAAUUCCUCCAGUGCGAAAUGUUAAGCAAUAAUUGUUCCCUGAGUCUAGAUUGUUAGAGGGGUAUUAAUACCCCACCCCUGUAUUGAAGCACUACCCACACCUGUUGAGGCCGUUCCAAUGAUCAUUUCUUGUGUUGUCCACAAAUUGCUGUCAAGUAUUCAAUCACACUCGAAAGAGUCUCCUCUAUGUGUUUCUGACAAUAUGGUCUGAUCCUAGAGAAUGCUUAAAGACCCAUUCUACAGAUGCAGAUGACUGAUUUUCCGCUGAUGUGAUUUCAUGUGAAAAUAUGCGACUUUCAUUCAUGUGAUUGUGUGUGAUCUCCUGUGCGGUCACAGACUGUCACACAGCCAUUCAGUGCUCCCUCCUAUACGUCUGGUUAAAGUCAUUUUCAAAAGGGAUUUUGUUUCUUAUGUAGAUAGAUGAGUUUGACACUCACUCACAAUCUACAGUAGUGAGCGAGUUAAAAUUUAACGUCGCAUCAGCAUUUUUUCAGCCAUAAACGACCAAUCUACAGUAUCUCUUAUGUGACCAACCACUUCCACAUCACCCAGGAUGUGACCUGACGUAAUCCACGACUUACUACAACUUCGGUGAAUUUCAUGACAUCAGUGAUUAAUGUAAUUAAAUUCAAUUAACUUUGACAUUUAGGUUAAGUUAAAUUAAUUUAUACACAUGAAAUGGCAAGUCAAUUGCUCACCCGAAAGAAACACGGGAACAUAUGGUACAGGUCAAAAUAGGACAUUGCAUUUUUGUCACUGAUGCCUCAAAUUUGGAAUGGCCUACGACAUUCUUUGUUGUUUUGCAACCUUCACCACUGUGUGGUUCAACUUCAUUAAGUCAGGUUUGCCAUAUAUUUCCAAUUAAUUUGAUUAAUUAAUGUGAAGCUGCAUUCUGUUUAAUCAGUUUAUCAAUAUACCCAAAGCGUUUAACUGAAAAAUGUUCACUCCAGUAGUCAAGAUCUUGAUAACACCUGUAAACAAACGUUCACAAGAUCACCAACUACUUGUUGAAAAUAGAUUAUAUUCCUGUCAUGUGCAGGUAUGAGUGCUUCCCUCAGGUGUUCACAGGUGUGGGGUGCCAGGCUGUGCUCACUGUAAUGUUGUCUGUUCAGUAUCUCCUCCCACCCGGGCCCCAUUGUGUCCCCUCCGCUCGCUGGACAAGGGGUAAGACUCACUAUGCACCCAUGCACAGAGGACAUCUUAGACCGUAAUGGAGCCUUGGGAAUGGGGUCAACAUACUCCAGUUUGUUAAUAAUGGACAGCAGUACGUAUGUGCGAACUGCUUGACUGGUCCCGGUGUGUACACAUCUAAUGCAUUGUCCGGUUAUGGGUUCUUACAGAAAUAUUUUUGUUUGAAGAGUAAAUCCGUUUUAUUGUCAAACUGAUUCUGAUUAGAAUUAGGAAAACGCCGUUUCGGGUGCUGUGUUUAAUGACACGGCGUGUCACUGGUUUAGGUAAACUCGGGCGAAUGUAUCAACAUACCAUACAUAGAUUUUAUCAACUUACUUAUGUCCUGUUUAACACCUGUGUUUUGGGGCUUUUUGCUGUUCGACCUAUUUUCCCUUACACUUUUGUCUUACCCAAUCAGUCGUAAGGGUUGUGUUGUGUUUUGUAUGCGUUUAACACAUUUAUCGCAAUUAACAAUUCCUGUCAUUGUUCUUUAUAUUUGUCUUUUUUUUCAAAUGACCAAAACUGUACCUUCCUAUAUGUCAACAUAUAUAUUUAUUUUUAUUAAUGAGACAACUAGUUCUUUAUAUUUCUUGAUAACUGUACUGUUCAACAACGAGGCUUAUAUAAUAUUAACUGAUGGUGUUUUUCUAUAUUAAUAUUUUUGUUAUCACCUCAGUGGGCACAAUGGACAAUCCGGCAUUGAUGAAAUAAUCUUAUUAAGUUGACAAGCCUAUGCAGAUGGUCAAUACAGGUGCUCGACGCCGCUCCCCGUGCGUAGGUAGGCCUACCCGGAAAUGCCUAAACCGCCGGAGGACGUUUUGUACCUGCGAAUGUUCAGUCAGUGUAAUGUCUCAGUGGAAAUCUACCCAUUUCACUUAAGAGGUUGUGCAUAUUUGCAAUUUCUAUACAUUGAUGUUAAUGGUAACCUGGGUGUAUUCUACUAUGCUCGUAGCAUGUGAAUCCUGAGUUAAUUUGAACGCAUUCGCAUGUUGUGAUUAUUCUUACCCUUUUCCGAACACAGAAUUUCAAAUAUUGCCACUGACAUUUCUUGGUGUCAUGCAUGUUCGAUUCUAAAGUGACACCGAUGUUAUGUCAGACAUCGUAUAUUUUAUUUCCUGUUACAUCUCUUUCACAUACCAGCUUGUAUUAUUGUUCUUACCACUGCAGCAUUCCGUCCACAUAUUUUUUGAUGCAUGUCUUUUUUAUUUGCAUCUUAUAAUAAACAUUUAUUAAAUUA